AUGGCACCAGCUAAAGGCAGUUUGAAAAAGGCUGAUCCAAAGGCACAGGCUUUGAAAGCUGCGAAAGCAGUAAAGUCAGGUCCAACCUUCAAGAAAACAAAGAAGAUCAGAACUAAAGUUACAUUUCAUCGACCUAGGACAUUGAAGAAGGACAGGAAUCCUAAGUAUCCUCGCAUUAGUGCUACACCAAGGAACAAGCUCGAUCAUUAUCAGAUUUUGAAAUAUCCUCUCACUACUGAGUCUGCAAUGAAAAAGAUCGAAGAAAACAACACCCUGGUUUUCAUAGUUGACUUACGUGCUGACAAGAAGAAAAUCAAGGAUGCUGUCAAGAAGAUGUAUGACAUUCAGGCUAAGAAAGUGAAUACCCUGAUCAGGCCUGAUGGUACCAAGAAGGCAUAUGUUAGGUUGACACCAGACUAUGAUGCCUUGGAUGUGGCGAACAAGAUUGGAAUCAUUUAA
Molecule: messenger RNA, 459 nt
Organism: Dovyalis caffra
Lineage: Eukaryota; Viridiplantae; Streptophyta; Magnoliopsida; Malpighiales; Salicaceae
Source: the annotation of a GenBank genome assembly